AUGUUGAUAAUUGUCGGCGUAAACAGACGAGUCGGCGAGUGUCGGCGAGUUUUGACAAGGUUUAUUGGUGUGUGUGUUGUCGUAGCGUGCAGUGUGCAGCGUGCAGCGUGUAGAGUGCAGCGUGCAGCGUGCAGCGUGCAGCAGGCGGAAGGCCGCGGGCCGGUGGGUCGUCGACUCUGUGCGGCCGCGGUCCGCGCUCGCCAGUCAGUCCGCGUCGACACUCCGAGAGAGGCACACCGAUGA
Molecule: messenger RNA, 243 nt
Organism: Danaus chrysippus (African queen)
Lineage: Eukaryota; Metazoa; Arthropoda; Insecta; Lepidoptera; Nymphalidae
Source: the annotation of a GenBank genome assembly